Meloidogyne enterolobii is the source of this 258-nucleotide messenger RNA. The record is from the annotation of a GenBank genome assembly. NCBI's taxonomy places the organism in Eukaryota, Metazoa, Nematoda, Chromadorea, Rhabditida, Meloidogynidae.
UUUCUAAAAAGCGUGAUGAAAACUUUAAAUAUUCUGAGAAAUCUAAAAUUGAUUUCUAUUCGGUUGGGUUAUUUUAAUAAAAUAUUUCUAAAAAAUGUGAUGAAAACUUUAAAUAUUUUGAGAAAUCUAAAAUUGAUUUCUAUUCGGUUGGGUUAUUUUAAUAAAAUAUUUCUAAAAAAUGUGAUGAAAACUUUAAAUAUUUUGAGAAAUCUAAAAUUGAUUUCUAUUCGGUUGGGUUAUUUUAAUAAAAUAUUUUAA